This is a messenger RNA of Arvicanthis niloticus (Nile rat), 1099 nucleotides long. Its product is annotated as olfactory receptor 5B12-like. Gene Ontology annotation, molecular function: G protein-coupled receptor activity; olfactory receptor activity. Lineage: Eukaryota; Metazoa; Chordata; Mammalia; Rodentia; Muridae. Gene Ontology annotation, cellular component: membrane. Gene Ontology annotation, biological process: G protein-coupled receptor signaling pathway. The record is from RefSeq and is a predicted model, not a curated record.
GAGCUCUACCUGUGGAGAAGGAGAACAAGAUUCCUUCCUAGUUAUGUAUGUUAGGUCAAUGCUCUGGAUAUGAAAUAUUGCACAGACUUUCUUUUUACUCCCAUUUUUCUAUUCCUAGCACAACAAAGCCUGUCAUAAUUCCUAGAUAAAACUGAUGCAGAACACUUCAGAACUGACUGAAUUUAUUCUUGUUGGGUUAACAGAUGACCCAUUUCUGCAAGUUCCUUUAUUUAUCAUCUUCACUCUCAUUUAUUUGACCACAUUGGUUGGGAAUCUUGGGAUGAUUUUGUUGAUUCUCCUGGACACUCGGCUCCACACUCCCAUGUACUUUUUUCUCAGUAAUCUCUCACUGGUGGACUGUGUUUACUCCUCAGCUGUCACUCCCAAAGUAAUAGAAGGGUUUCUCACAGAAGAUACUAUCAUAUCCUACAAUGCAUGUGCUGCCCAGAUGUUCUUCUUUGCAGCCUUUGCUACUAUUGAGAGUUUUAUCCUAGCCUCAAUGGCCUAUGACCGUCAUGCAGCAGUGUGCAAACCCUUGCAUUAUUCCACCACCAUGACAACUAUGAUAUGUGCCCUGCUUCUUGCUGGGUCUUAUGUCAGUGGACUCUUACAAUCUUCCAUCCAUGUUGCCUUCAUGUUCCAUCUCUCCUUCUGUAAUUCCAACAUGAUAAAUCACUUUUUCUGUGAUAUUCCCCCACUAUUAGCUCUUUCUUGCUCUAGUAUUUACACAAAUGAAAUUGUACUCUUUAUGUUGGCAGCAUUCAAUGUUGCUUUUACCCUAUUGGUUAUCUUGACCUCUUACUUACUCAUUUUUGUUACAAUUCUGAGAAUGCGCUCUGCCGAGAGCCGAAAGAAGGCUAUUUCUACAUGUGCAUCCCAUCUUACCACUGUUUCCAUCUUCUAUGGAACAAUUAUUUUCAUGUACUUACAGCCCAGCUCCAGUCACUCAAUGGACACUGACAAAAUGGCAUCUGUGUUCUACACCAUGGUCAUACCCAUGCUGAACCCUCUUGUAUAUAGCCUGAGAAAUAAAGAAGUCAAGAAUGCAUUCAAGAAAGUUACUGGAAAAGCAUUAUCUUCCCUGGGAUUAGUCAAUUAA